Molecule: messenger RNA, 3082 nt
Organism: Mustela erminea (ermine)
Lineage: Eukaryota; Metazoa; Chordata; Mammalia; Carnivora; Mustelidae
Exons: 4
Coding region: 1-798 (265 amino acids)
Source: RefSeq, a predicted model, not a curated record
AUGACACUCAAGGCUGUGGCCCCGCAGCAGAGGAGAGCUGUGGUGGUGGUGGCGGCGGCGGCGGCGGCGGCGGCGGCAGCCAGAGCGAGCGGUAGCCGAGCUGGUGAGCGAGUGGGUGAAGGCAGAGAGAGAGGCAGGCUGGGUCCGCCUGGCAGCCUACGAGAAGAGGCGGGAGCGGGAAAGGAGGGGAGCCGAGGCCCGGCGUGGGGAGGCCGGCAGGAAGGGCUUCGAGCCCUGUGCGGACCUUUUUCAGCCUCUGAGCGGCCGCGCGGCGCGCUAGCCUCCUGCGCUGUGAGGACGCCCGGACUUCCCUCAGGACUAGGGCUCGGCGGGAGCAGAAAGAGCGAGACCUGGACUUGGCGGCGCGCCCCGUCCUGGGGGCUUCGGCGGGAGCGCUGCGAGUGCCCAGGCGCGGGACCCUGCAGCGGGAAAGCCGAGCUGGAAGAAACCUUGACAUGUCCUGGCGUGACCACUUCGUGCUCCAGAGAAAGAAAAGGCGGCUCUCGGAGCGAGCUUGAACACCGCGGCAGAACCCGGGGUGGAACUCAGCUCGCAGGCCCAGCACCACCAGGCUCCUUUCCCUUCACCAAGUUUGCAGCCAGGAGUAGAGAUGUUCCAGGAGGAUUUUCUAUGUUUAUCUGCUGGUUUCUGCUGACUCCAUGGGUAUCUAAGCUUAAGUACAGUGAUUGGAUAUACAAGCCCCAAGUCCUGGGGAGAGAAUUUGGGUUACAAAGUUGGAUGUGGGGACACUCAAACCUUGCCUCUUCACUCUUCAGCCUUACCCCUGCACUGUGCUAAAGGUGAGAAGAGAAAAACACUGAACUCCAUUUUACAAAAUGUGUUAGUAGGCAGAGAAGAUAGGAAAGAUCAAUGAAAAAAAAAGACUGUAUUGCAAGGAGAGAAUUGAAUGUUGAGAAAUCAAGCUUCUUGAAGUUAGGGGUAAGUUUAGGGGCUGAGAUGGCUCCAUACACUUGCACAGAAUUGCAUAUUUCAUUUGGUAUCUUACCAAAUCACAUUGUAGUGCUAAUUCUCUUUAACUGAAAGCCUCAAAUAUUUUGAUGACUAUAACUUUUAGAUUUGUAUUAAUUGAAUUUACAUGGGAGGGCCAGAACUGUUUCAUUUUAGUCUAAAGUUAAUGUUCAUGAUUAUGCUUCUGCAUUUGGUAGAACCAUCUUAUUAUGUUUUAGUAUUGGUUAUAGUAUUGGGAUGGAAUAUAUGGUCCAAAGUCUCCACAGCUUGAACUUCCUCUUAAAUGGCACUGUCAAUUAGUCACUCAGCCCUGCGUAAAAGAUCUGGGGACAGGCAAAAUGUGACUAGUUAAGUCUACAAGGGUAUUAGAUCAUUUUAGUCAGCAGAAAGUUCUGAAUGAUGUGCCUUUGGUCCUUUCGCACCUUUUUGUGUGAAGUUCCUGGACCAUACAGGAUAUACCAAGGCAGGGAAGAGAACUGCAAAAAUAUUUAAAUAAUUUCUUUACUUAAACUACAAUGUUCACAAUGUGUGGAGCAAUUUGACCAGCUCAAUAAAAGGAAGCAUGAAAAUAUUUUUUGUUGUUGCUCUGUGACUUUAAAGUCAUUGCAAUAUUUUUUGUAAAGGAUAAUGGCUACAUUAGUAAGAACUCUUCAUACUUUUGCUACCUAUUCAACAUAUGCACAGAACACAAUAGGCUAAUAUUGUAUUUGGAUCUGGUAUGUAUACUUUUUAUGCAGUGCUAUGCAGGUAUACUUAAAUGUCAAUAUCUGAAUUUAUCUUUCUUUUUUACUGUUUUGCUUUUUACUUACUCUGUACCUGUCAGUCUUUUAUCAUCAGCUUGCAUUCUACUAAACUCAAAAAGUUAUUUUCAUACCUACCAUUUUAAGCCCUUCAUACCAGAUUUUUUUAAACACCUCAGAAAUUCAGGUACUUCAGUUUCAUGCCAUCAAGUAGCAGUGUGUGCCCCCCCUUUUUCUUAUUUGAGUGAGUAGUUCAAUUGCUGUCACUCUCUACUUUGUGAUUCUAAAUCUUUUAAAACCAUCUUGCCAUUUUUUUCACGCAUUCAUCCUUAUAGAAGACUCUAUAAAACACUCUUAUUUUUCUAAGUGCAUUUUUUCCAUAUUAUUAUUCCUGCUCUUUACCAAAUGGACAUCUCAAUUUAUUCUUUUUUUUUUCUCUAUAGAUCUCUGUAGAUAUGUCUUCAGUUUCCCAUCAAUUCCCAUCAUAAAUUUUUUAAAAUAAACUUAAAAUAUCCUACAUGUAUUUUUAAUAUGACAUCUACUGUCCAAGUUCUAAUCUUUUCUAUUUUUUAUCAUUUUUGCUGUUAAUUUAAAAUAAUAACAGUUUCCAUUGCAACGAAUAAGCACAAAGGCAUAGUAUUAUUAUGAACUCAGUUUUGUCAGUAGUGAACAAUCUCUAGGUCUAAGGAAAAUGAUGGAAAUAAAGUCAACAUAUUCUAUUUUGAAAUAGUUAGGAAUCGUCAGAUGUGUUUCUAGUCUUUGGAAAAACAUAUUUCAGAAAAUUCAAAGAAAACUUAAUAUGUUUCCUCAGCCAGACUGCUGAGAAGAAAAAAUACUGAUGAACAAUUGGAGGCAAUGAGAAUGUAAUGCUAAUCAUGCUAAUUCUAACAAUUUUGAAGCCUCUCCAAACACUGCUCUGUGUGGCAUAGUUUGCGUUUAACCAUUUUGAAUGUCAUGUAUGUUUUUCAGAAUAUAAUGAAUACUAGUGAUCUUAUCCUGUCCUUUUGCCCUACCACAGAUGCAUAUAUACAUAUAUCUUCCAAAUAUUAUAUAUCAUUUCAUGUAACUUAUAGAUUCACUGAAGCCCAAUCUUUUGCUUGAAAAUGGAAUUCUUUGAAAGUGCAGCCUAAAUAAAUCUCUUCUGUAGUUUUUUAUUUAUAUUUAAUCAGCUGAAAAUAAUCUUAUCUACUGAAUUCCUAUGAAAUGCAACCUGAUCCUUUUCAUGACAUUUCUUUCUGCCUUCUAUUUUAACAUUAGAUUUAUCUCAGCUUCACUUCUAAGCCAUAACUUCUUUGAGAGCAUAGCUUAUGUUUGUAUCCCUGACAGAGGUUCAGUGAAUAAAGGAGAAUACGGUACUAGGAAAAAAAAAAAAA